AUGAAGGCAAUAGCAGCGGCAGCUAUCGCCUCCCACUCCUCCCUGCGCGAUACCGUGGCUGCCGGCGGCCUCGUCAGCGCCGCGGUGCUUCUGCUCAGCGCCACCGGCCUCCUCCGCCGGCUGACCGACUUCAUCCCCGUCCCCGUCGUCAAGGGCAUCCAGUUCGGCGCCGGCCUGUCCCUCAUCAUCUCGGCCGGGUCCACCCUGCUCCGGGACCUCCCCUGGGUCGCCGACCCCUUCGACAACCGCCUCUGGGCCCUGCUAGCCUUCCUCGCCCUCGUCCUCACGCAGAAGCGCCCCACGCGGCGCUUCCCCUACGCCCUCGUCAUGUUCCUCCUCGGCCUCGUCCUGUCCCUCGUCGCCGUCGUCGUCGGCACCACCGCCCACCGCGGCGCGCGCCUGCCCUCCCCGGCCCUCUGGCGGCCCCGCGCCCUGCUCCCGGCCUUCGCCUCCGCCGACGCCUGGUCCAUGGCCGUCGCGCAGCUGCCCCUCACGACGCUCAACUCGGUCGUCGCCGUCGCGAGCCUGGCCGCCGACCUCUUCCCGGACUACGGCCGCGCGCCGUCCGUCACGGCCAUGGGCCUGAGCGUCGGCGCCAUGAACCUCGCGGGCUGCUGGUUCGGCGCCAUGCCCGUGUGCCACGGCGCCGGCGGCCUGGCGGCGCAGUACCGCUUCGGGGCGCGCAGCGGCGCCAGCGUCGCGCUGCUCGGCCUGUCCAAGGUGGCGCUCGGCCUGGCGUUCGGCGAGACGCUGCUGGACCUCAUGCGGUGCUUCCCCCGCGCCGUCCUGGGCGUCAUGGUCGUCGCCGCGGGGCUGGAGCUGGCGGCCGUGGGCCAGAGCCUGAACCACGGCGCGCCUGACCUGUGGGAGGAGGCGCUGGCGGCAGACGGGGCCGGCGGGACGGGCGACGCGGCCGCGGCGGCGCAGAGGAUGGUCGCGGGGUUCAAGAGGCACAGAGACAUUUCGGACGAGGAGCGCCGGGAGCGGUGGACGGUCAUGCUGAUGACGACGGCGGGCAUCCUCGCGUUCAAGAACGACGGCGUGGGCUUUGCUGCUGGUAUGUUGUGCUUUUGGGCAUACAGGCUAUCUGACUGGCUGGACCGGAAGACUGGGGGCCGUCUGUCUGCUCCCGAGUCUCGUCCGCUACUGCAUUGA
Molecule: messenger RNA, 1155 nt
Organism: Thyridium curvatum
Lineage: Eukaryota; Fungi; Ascomycota; Sordariomycetes; Thyridiales; Thyridiaceae
Exons: 2
Coding region: 1-1155 (384 amino acids)
Biological process (GO): molybdate ion transport
Molecular function (GO): molybdate ion transmembrane transporter activity
Source: RefSeq, a predicted model, not a curated record